AUGAUAGAAAUUAAGACCAAACCCGUCGUGUCCCGUCUGGUUGGGACAAAGCUCUUCAGCUCUAUCCUCUUCCCGUCAUGCCAAAGUGCUCAGUGUAAAACCACAGCCAAGGCCGACAUCGUGCUGUUGGUGGACGACUCCUCAAGCAUCUCACCUUCCACCUUUAAAACCAUCAAGAACUUUCUCGCUGAUAUUGUCAGCAACUUCGACAUCGGCCCAGACAGAGUCCAGAUUGGUCUGGUUCAGUACAAUCAUUACCCAAGGACCGGGUGGCACCUGAACACCUACAAGACCAAAGGUUCCCUGCUGAAGGCCAUAACCAAUCUGGAACAACAAGCAGGAGACACUAAGAUAGGACGUGCUCUGAACUACACCCUUAAAGAGAACUUUAAACCCAAUGUGGGAAUGCGAGCAGACUCCAAAAACAUUGCUGUCUUGAUCACUGAUGGAGAGUCCAACGACGACACACUCCUACCCUCAAUGAAACUGAAGCGAGCUGGCAUUGAGAUCUACGCUAUUGGUGUGGAUCACGUCAACAUAGGGCAGCUGGGAUCCAUUGUCUCUUAUACAGCAGAAACUCACAUGUACUAUGUUCGUGAGUCCUCAAACCUCUGGGACAUUUUCAAGAACUUCAUCAUCAACAUCUGUAACAGCAUAAAUAACUUAGACUCUGUCAGGCUGGUGAAUGGGACCAGUCUGUGCUCAGGCAGACUGGAGGUGAAGACUAACCAGUCUACCCAGCGCUGGUCUUCAGUGUGUGAAGAUGACUUUGACCAGCAGGAUGCAGAGGUGGUCUGUAGGGAGCUUGGCUGUGGGGCUCCUUCAGUCCUCCAGGGGGCACUCUAUGGAGAAGUUGAGGCUCCAAUGAGAACCAAAGUGUUCCAGUGUGGAGGCAACGAGUCUGCUCUCCUGGACUGUAGAAGCUCAGGCUCAGAUAGAAACGUCACCUGCGCACCUGGAAAAGCUGUUGGACUCAACUGCUCAGAACCUGUCAGGUUGGUGGGAGGAUUCAGUCGCUGUACUGGAACAGUGGAGGUGAAACGAGGAGACUGGAGACCAGUGGAUGUCUCUGAUUGGACCCUGAAGGAAGCAGCGGUAGUCUGUGAAGAGCUGGAAUGUGGCUCUCCUGUUUCAGCAGGAAUAAGAAAUGAGUCCUUAUCCAAAUCUGCAUGGAAGAUCAGUCCUAACUGUAUUCACUCUGGGUAUACCCUGAGAGAGUGUGUAACAUCAGGUUCCUCUUCCUCCAUCAUGAAGAUCACCUGCUUAGAGCCUGUCAGGUUGGUGGGAGGAUCGAGCCACUGUGCAGGAACACUGGAGGCAAAACGAGGAGACUGGAGACCAGUGGAUGUCUCUGAUUGGACCCUGAAGGAAGCAGCGAAAUAA
Molecule: messenger RNA, 1383 nt
Organism: Perca flavescens (yellow perch)
Lineage: Eukaryota; Metazoa; Chordata; Actinopteri; Perciformes; Percidae
Product: scavenger receptor cysteine-rich type 1 protein M130-like
Exons: 9
Coding region: 1-1383 (460 amino acids)
Biological process (GO): endodermal cell differentiation
Cellular component (GO): membrane
Source: RefSeq, a predicted model, not a curated record